Messenger RNA from Linum tenue, 3527 nucleotides. The record is from the annotation of a GenBank genome assembly. NCBI's taxonomy places the organism in Eukaryota, Viridiplantae, Streptophyta, Magnoliopsida, Malpighiales, Linaceae.
CGCUAGAUUCGACGGCCACAUGGAUCGGUCAGCUGAGGGAGAGGGCCCGCUGACUGCGGUGGUUGCGUACUCGGAAGAGGUCGGGAAGCCGACGGAGGAUUGUUCGGCGGAGACUGGUGCAAUCGACGCUGUUCCAUCAAAUGUCACCCGAAGGCGCUAAAUCUGGCUAGGUAAAGAAGAAACGGGACGAUGAAGAGAGUAAUGGCGAACACAAGGAUGCGGAAGGUAGAGACGAAGAGGACAACUGCAGAAGCAGCCAAGGAAACAAGAGGAAAGUAGCGCGCAAGGCAAAGUGGUCGAUUUGUCAUGGUAGAACUCCUAAGAAGUCAAAUGGGAGAUCAUCAGCUGAUUCUACACCAAAAAAGAACGGGAUCAUCAAGGAUACUGAUCUGACGGAGGAUAAGGAUGUAACUCCUCCAUCCAUGCCAAAUGUGCGAUUGGAGGCUAAAAUGGCUGAUGAGGAGUACUCCCAGAAGUAUUCUGGGAAGCUAUUGCACCCAUUUUCUCAUUAUGGAAAGAGAGUAAGAGACAUCAGGUGAUAGGCGAUGUCCUGAGAGGAUCUGACCAAGCUACCGCGCCACCUAUUCAUGUGUUUGAAAGGGAUGAGGAUGGUGCUGCCUUUCUAGAUUGGACGAACUGGGAACUUCAUGAGAAACCCUUUUGCGGAUAGUGCAUAUAAGUUGCUGAUAAUAAUGUUUCUGUAGAUCGACAUCUUCUUCAAGGAGAACUUUUGAAUGAAGAGUCUGCAAUUGUAUCCUCUAAUUCAUCAGAUGUGCACGGCAUCUGCUGUCAGCUCAUAACUGACAUGACAACUGACUGCAAGCCUGAUGAAUCUGGUCUUUUUGGUGCACAAGUAAUGGUUGAAAAUGUAGAGGAAACAGGUGUUUUGCAGCACGAGAGGGGGAGAGCAGACUGUCUUAAUGGUGAAAGUCAGGUCGAUAAUAGAUUAUGGACUGACAAAUACCAGCCAAAGAUCGCCAGAGAGUGGGAAAUCUGCAGCCAUUUAUGCAUGUGCAAAGGAGCAGGGUUACAAAACUUGGAGGUCAGUACAUCAGAAUGUCGAAAUGGCACUGGUGUGAGGCGUAGGUUUGGCGAGGCGUUGGGGUCACAAUUCUUUAAAAGGUCAGUAGAGAGUCCUGUGAAGCCACUAGGAGGCUUCAUGAAAUUCUCCUUUACCCCUCUAGAUUAUGAAGUGAUGCAAGAGCACGAGAACAAACUCAUUGACUUCGAAUCUAAAGCAGACAAGCAUAACAUUCAUGGACUCACUGAAACCUGUGGGAAGUCUGACAACAAAACUAAAACAUCGAUUCUCUUUGAGGAUGUUGAUGUUAUCUUCCCGCAAGAUUCUGGUUUUAUUUCUGCUAUCCAGAACAUUGCUGACAAUGCAAAAGGCCCUGUUGUAUUAACCAGCAACAGUGACAAUCCUGUCCUUCCUGAAAAAUUGGAUAGGCUUUAUGUGAAUUUUAAGAUGCCUGCCCACAAGGAUCUUCUUCAGCAUGUCUACAAGGUUUUUUCUUCAGAAAAGUCUUAUUCCGAACCUCAUGUCAUAGAGAAAAUAGUUGAAUGUUGUCAUGGAGAUAUCAGGAAGGUAAUUAUGCAUGCCCAGUUUUGGUGCCAGGGUAAACAAUUCAGGGAAACAGGCACUCCAAAAUUGCAAGGAUCGUUGAUCUUUUCUCCCGAGCCUGCUCAUCAAUUACUGCCAAAGAUGAUUCCCUGGGAUUGUCCUUCUCAGUUUUCUGAGUUGAUUGAGAAAGAGAUCACAAGGUCAUUAUUGCAGUCGGAAGAAAAUUAUCUUGCUGUGAGGACCACAGAGGUAAAAUCAGAAGUGAUGCAUGAUGGUUUGGUGACAUGUGGAUUUAGAAAGGACAGUACAGAGGCCAGGAAGAAAGCGAUGCUCGAUAGGAGUUGCCUUGAAUUUGAUCACGAUGCUUUUGUUACCUCAACAAGUCCAGUUACAUUUGUCAGGCUAAACUGUAGAAGAAAGCUUGAUCAUGUAGUCUCUUCAGAUUCCGAAGAUGAUACUCAAAAUUUUAUAACACUAGGUGAAAUUCCCAGUGAUGACAUGAGCAGGAAAAACUAUUUAAGCAGACAAGCUGACUUUGAAUCGAGUUUAAGAGCAGAGGAAUUGAAGGAAAACUGUUACCAGUAUUCAGAAAAUGCAGUAGAUUUACACUCGAAUCAAAUCUGCCAAGCAAUUGAUAUCUCAUGUGUUCCGCAGUCAUCGUUUGUUCCAGAGACCAAAAUUGAUGAUGAAACAAGGUUGUCAGUUGAUUAAGUGACUUCUACUUUGGAAGAAGUGUCAGUGACCAAUGGGUUUGAUAUCUCAAUCUAUCCCCAGUGGAGGAAGAUCUUGAUGACUGCAUAUCUGAAUCAUACAGAGUUUCUGAAAUUUUGGAAAGCAAUUGCGAUCUACUGUUGCCGACCUCGUCACAUCAGGAGAUUGAAGAUUCACAAACUGAUUUUAUGGGAGUUGUUGCUGGAGAGUACCAAUUGAUGGACGAGUGUAGCCGAAUUGAUUUCAAUAAGAAAUGCCCAAUGGCAGCAGCACAACUUGGAUGGUUGGAUGAAGCUGAUAUGGUUCGAGAGACCUGGAGAAAACUUCGUCACCGGUAUUCAGAUCUAAAACAUUUCUCUGUAUCAGAAGAUGAAAAUGCUUCAGGAAUCGUCAGGCUUGCAUGUGCAAUGAGCAAUCAUGUUUUAGACGCUGAGAUGCUGUUUUCAGAGUGCUAUUUGCCUGGUUCCUCGGAGCUCUUUACUGCUCUUUCCGAGGUAUCAGAAACAUUCAGCUGGCAUGCUAGGCAGCGAGAGAUGGUGUCGAACAUUGUGCAGCAUGGCUUUGGCUGCUAUGUCGAUGACAUUAACGGUUUGAGGUUGAAAAUGGGUUCUCAUGACAAAGUAAAUUUGACUUGGGCAAUGUUGUCUAUCGGCAGCAUGGUGGAAGCUGAUUCCUCCUCUAUGUUCCAAGAUCCAAGUGAGAGAGUGAUAGCACAUAGUGAACCCGAUAGAACGAGUAGCCUGUCUGGAGGUGGAGGAUUGGCAAAGAGGGCGAACCAGUCUCAUAUCUUGGACAUAGUUCGUUUCGUUGUCCCCUCACGAUCAUAUUCUACGAUCAAAGGUGAAUCAUUUCAGGAGUAUCUUUCCGCACUGAGCCACAUAUCAAGAUCAGAAGCUUCUCGUUUAUCAGAACAAGGCAACAGUGUAGCAAGAAGACGGAGGACGCGGGCAUCUCAGCAUUUACUUGAGUAGCGGCUUAUAAUCCCUAUCUCCUGAUCAGAUCUCGUUGUUGGACAAGUGCAACACCUACAAACAUGCUUCUGCACAGAAUCGCACUGAUACUAGAUAAAAGAGUUGCAUAACAUUGUUAUCAAAGUAAACUUCACUAACUUGAGAUAGUCAAGAGUCUUCAAUGCUGCAGUGCCCUUAUACUCCAACAGGGGUUAAUUGCAAGGUUGGUCACUGAGAUUACUAAAAACGUUCAUAUUUGGUCACUAAAAAUAUUUAAUUUCAUUGGUGGUCACUAACUUUAG